Paramecium pentaurelia is the source of this 315-nucleotide messenger RNA. The record is from the annotation of a GenBank genome assembly. Lineage: Eukaryota; Ciliophora; Oligohymenophorea; Peniculida; Parameciidae.
AUGGUUAGCUGUUAAUAAAAUGAGAUUAAGAUAUGGAAAUUUCAUGAUGGAAAGCAAAUUAAUUGCAUAUAAUAGAUUUAAAUAGAUUAUGCAACUUAUUUAAUUUUUAGUCUAAGAACUAUUUUUUUUAUAGCAGGUAGUUUUGAUUCAUCAAUUAAACUUUAUUAUGAUAAUAAUUAUAAAUGGUAUAAGUAAGCUAGUAAUAUAUCUCAUGGAGGACUAGUAACUUGUGUAAUUUUUAAUAAAUAAGAAGAUUAAUUGAUAUCAUGCAGUUAGGAUUUCUUAAUUGUUAUUUGGAAAAUAUUCUUACCUUGA